Gongylonema pulchrum is the source of this 438-nucleotide messenger RNA. The record is from the annotation of a GenBank genome assembly. NCBI's taxonomy places the organism in Eukaryota, Metazoa, Nematoda, Chromadorea, Rhabditida, Gongylonematidae.
GUGUUUUUCUGGGGCGCGUUGUCCAUUCCGCGUCCAUCGAAAUCAUUUUGGCUCUUGACAGCCUCUUACAUACAGUUCAUUAUUGUUUUUCGAUUGCUCUUUCGAAACGAAUUGAUUCCGGGAAUGCACGAUGCGAGUAAUAGCUGGGAUAACAAUCCGUUCAGCAUUCGACGGCAACCGACGAAGAAGGCCAUAUCGAACAGAAAUGAAACAUCAGUUGUUCAGAGGUUACUGGCAAUGGAUCCGAGUGUUGACGGCUCAUACUGGGAUGUAGCGUUGCUUUCAAUGGUAUUCUUACACCGGUACAAGCUGCUUAGGCUUGGCAUGUGGGGAGACGAGUUUCAGGCUCGUGAGCGGCGCCUCAGUUUGUAUGAUGAUGUACUGGAGAACCAUAACAACGGAGAGGCACAUUACGGGGUCUUUUCUUCUUCAUCAUAG